This is a messenger RNA of Eupeodes corollae, 1153 nucleotides long. Its product is annotated as aldo-keto reductase family 1 member B1-like. The record is from RefSeq and is a predicted model, not a curated record. Gene Ontology annotation, cellular component: cytosol. The coding region runs from base 93 to 1040 and encodes 315 amino acids. Gene Ontology annotation, molecular function: aldose reductase (NADPH) activity. The transcript has 6 exons. Lineage: Eukaryota; Metazoa; Arthropoda; Insecta; Diptera; Syrphidae.
UCACAUUUAGUUCGUUUUUUCUUGUUGAACGAGAAAGGUUGUGUUUUAAUUUAAACCAUAAGAAACAGUAAAUAUUAAAUAAUUGCUUAAAAAUGCCAAAUGUACCAAUUAUUACCCAAAACGAUGGAACUAAAAUACCGGCUAUUGGCUUGGGAACAUAUACUUCCUUAGGUGGCGAUUGUGAACGAUCUGUUAGAGAUGCUAUUGAUGCCGGAUAUCGUCAUAUCGAUACAGCUUAUUUUUACGAAAACGAAGAAGAAGUUGGAAGAGCUAUACGUGAUAAGAUCACGGAAGGUGUUAUCAAAAGAGAAGAUAUAUACGUAGUUACCAAGCUAUGGUGCCAUUUUCAUGAUCCAGAAAAAGUAGAAUACGCUUGCCGAAAGUCACUUAAGAACUUUGGCUUAGACUAUGUGGACUUAUAUCUUAUGCAUUGGCCAUAUGGUUAUGUUCACAGGGGAGACAAUGAAAUGUUUCCAACCAAAGCUAAUGGUGAUGUUGAAUUGAGCGACGUAGACUAUGUCGAUACUUGGAAAGCAAUGGAAAAACUCGUUGGUCUUGGUUUGACAAAGAGCAUUGGAGUGUCAAACUUUAAUUCGCAACAGUUGAAAAGACUUUUAUCUAAUUGUACUAUCAAACCAAUUCACAAUCAGAUUGAAUGUCAUCCAGGCUUAAACCAAAAGAAACUAAUUGCUUUGUGUAAGGAACUUGAUUUAAUUGUAACAGCAUAUUGUCCAUUGGGAAGGCCAGAUCCAGCUAAGAAAACACCUUCAUAUUUAUUUGAUCCUAAAGUCCAAGAAAUUGGAAAGAAAUAUAACAAAUCUGCAGCACAAGUUGUUUUAAGAUACUUGAUCGAAAAUGGAGUUGUUCCAAUACCAAAGACCGUGACUAAACAUCGGCUUGCUGAGAAUAUUGAUGUCUUCGAUUUUAAGCUAUCUGCUGAGGAUCAUAAGCAUAUGGACACUUAUAAUACAGGAGAACGUCUUAUACCAAUGGAUCAUGCUCUGAAAAGUAUUCAUUAUCCAUUCAAUAUUGAAUAUUGAAUGAAUUAACUUUCUAUGAUAUCUAUACCAAAAUAAAUAUGUAAUUAUUUUUUCUGUUAAUGUGUAAUAUGUUUUUAAUACAUUUUUGAAUACAAUAAAAAUUAAUCAAAAUA